Messenger RNA from Jatropha curcas, 1245 nucleotides. RefSeq names its product protein UNUSUAL FLORAL ORGANS. Gene Ontology annotation, molecular function: protein binding. Lineage: Eukaryota; Viridiplantae; Streptophyta; Magnoliopsida; Malpighiales; Euphorbiaceae. The record is from RefSeq and is a predicted model, not a curated record.
CGUCUUCCUCAAUCAUUCAUCUUCAAUAAUUGCAUUUUGGAGUCCGUAUAUACAUUUGUUUUAUUAUUGUACUAUUGCAUAUAUCUCCAUUGCUCAAACCUGAAAAGUGCUUACACCAUUUUAAUUUCUUCUGUUGACAAAUGUGGAGCAACCUCCCCUCUGAUCUCCUAGCUAAAGUCUUCUCAUUUCUUUCCCCUGACUCCUUGGCACGUGCCCGGUCAACUUGCCGGCAAUGGCACAUGUGUGCUGAUUCAUAUCCAUCCAUCGUUCCCCAACACCAGCCACCAUGGUUUGUAGCUCUUCCUACACGUAACCGAGAAUUAAGUUGUUAUGUUCAUAAUCCGGUUACAAAGAGGUGGCAUGUGCUAUCUCUUGAGUUUUUAUCCAAUCCGAUUCGACCCGUUGCUUCUAUUAGUAGUCUAGUCCUUGUAAGAGUGACAAAUUCUACACUUCUGGGUAUUUGUAAUCCUUUCACUAGGCAAUUUAGGCACCUUCCUCUGUUAAAUGUUGCCAGGACUAAUCCAGCCAUUAGUGUUGUUCUUCCAUGCUCAACCCAAUUUAGAGUCUACGUGGCAGGCGGAAUGUCAGAGGCUCCACGUGGUGGUGCCACGUAUGAACCGACAUUGGAAAUGUAUGAUUCGACACAUGACACUUGGCAAAUUAUAGGUCCUAUACCAAUGGAAUUCGCGGUAAGGCUGACAGUUUGGACACCUAAUGAGAGUGUCUACUCUAAUGGAGUACUAUAUUGGAUAACAUCAGCUAGAGCCUAUAGUGUUAUGGGAUUUGAGGUUGGAUCCAACAAAUGGCAAGAAUUGAGUGUACCAAUGGCAGAUAAGCUCGAAUUCGCCACGUUGGCGCAACGCAAUGGGAUAUUGACACUUGUCGGAGGCACAUGCGGUGAUGAUGCUUGUAUAUGGGAGCUAAAUGAAAGAGACAAUUGGUGUUUAAUUGAAAAGGUACCAAUUGAACUGGGAUUGAAACUUAGAAAGGGUAAGGCAAGUUGGUGUAGGACUAAAUGUGUAGGUGGUGAUGGGUCAAUUUGCUUGUAUAAAGAACUAGGGUCAGGGAUGGUAAUUUGGAGAGAAGUUGGAGGGAAGAGAAAAUGGGAAUGGUUUUGGGUUGAAGGGUGUAAUUUAAUUAAUGAUUGUAAGGAAGUGCGAAGUAUGCCAAUUAGAGGUGUGCUAAUUCAACCAAAUAUUUCUUCUUCAUGCAUUUUUCAUUAAAUAAAACCCAUAUUGUUUUCUA